Messenger RNA from Marmota monax (woodchuck), 4704 nucleotides. RefSeq names its product zinc finger protein 711 (gene Znf711). NCBI's taxonomy places the organism in Eukaryota, Metazoa, Chordata, Mammalia, Rodentia, Sciuridae. Gene Ontology annotation, cellular component: nucleus. The record is from RefSeq and is a predicted model, not a curated record. The coding region runs from base 750 to 3194 and encodes 814 amino acids. The transcript has 11 exons. Gene Ontology annotation, molecular function: DNA-binding transcription factor activity, RNA polymerase II-specific; metal ion binding; RNA polymerase II transcription regulatory region sequence-specific DNA binding. Gene Ontology annotation, biological process: regulation of transcription by RNA polymerase II.
CGCAGCAAGCCCGCGGGGUCUCCAAGCACAAACCCAGCGCGGACUCUUCAAUCUCCCGCGCGCGCGCCUGCGCGCGCUCCCUCCAUGGCCCCCUACCCUGCAGCAAGGGUAGCGUGACGUAAUGCAACCUCAGCAUGUCAGCAGCGAUAUAAAGGAGAACAAGGCGACGCGCCUCCCAGUCGCAGAGUAGCUUGUGAUUGGCUCCGGCUGCGGAACCUCGGAAACCUUAAUGUGAGGACCUUACGGAUCCACAGCUGCCGCCCCCCGCAGCAAUCUACAUCACGGUCCUAGUCCGACUGGCGGCUGCGGCGGCGGCAGCGUUGGCGGUGGCGGCAGCCGCAGGUAAAAAGAACAUUUUCCCAAAGAAAAUAACAUAGUUCAGAAGGAAAAAUAAAGAGAAAUUGCUGCAGAUUUUACUUUACAAUGUGAUAAGAAAAUCUACAGUUUCUUCAAGGCAAUCAUAUAAAGGAAGCAGUCAUGUUUCAUGAGUCCUCAAAACUGUGAGACAAGAGAAUGUAGUAGAGUGAGGCCAGAAGUCCUUACUGGUUCAAAGAACUCCAGGGAAACUGGGAUAAAACAUUUACAUUAUAAGUAGAACCCCAGGAGCCAGAGGUGAAUACAAUCUGCAGAGCUCCGCUCCAGGGCUGAUCUGGGUCUGGAAGAAAUGGAUGAGAGCUACUGGAUGAAAUUCACUAAUACUAGACAUCUGAGUCCUCUAGUAAUAUAUUUUUGAGUGAACUUUGCUAAGUAUGGAUUCAGGUGGUGGAAGUCUUGGAUUGCAUACAUCAGACUCUAGAAUGGCCCAUACCAUGAUUAUGCAGGAUUUUGUGGCUGGAAUGGCUGGUACUGCACAUAUCGAUGGAGACCAUAUUGUUGUUUCAGUUCCUGAAGCUGUAUUAGUUUCUGAUGUUGUCACAGAUGAUGGGAUAACUCUUGAUCAUGGCCUUGCUGCUGAAGUUGUCCAUGGGCCUGAUAUCAUCACAGAGACUGAUGUAGUAACAGAAGGUGUGAUUGUUCCUGAAGCUGUACUUGAAGCUGAUGUUGCCAUUGAAGAAGAUUUAGAGGAAGAUGAAGGGGAUCAUAUCUUGACUUCUGAAUUAAUUACAGAAACCGUUAGGGUACCUGAGCAAGUUUUUGUGGCUGACCUUGUUACUGGUCCUGAUGGACACUUAGAACAUGUGGUCCAAGAUUGUGUUUCAGGAGUUGACUCUCCCACAAUGGUAUCAGAGGAGGUUCUUGUAACAAAUUCAGAUACAGAAACUGUGAUUCAAGCAGCUGGUGGUGUUCCUGGUUCUACAGUUACUAUAAAAACUGAAGAUGAUGAUGAUGAUGAAGAUGAGGAUGAUGACGAUGAUGUCAAAAGCACUUCUGAAGACUACUUAAUGAUAUCUUUGGAUGAUGUUGGGGAGAAAUUAGAGCAUAUGGGAAACACACCAUUAAAAAUUGGCAGUGAUGGUUCACAAGAAGAUGUUAAAGAAGAUGGGUUUGGUUCAGAAGUUAUAAAAGUAUAUAUAUUUAAAGCAGAGGCCGAAGAUGAUGUUGAAAUAGGUGGAACAGAAAUUGUCACAGAAAGUGAGUACACCAGUGGACAUUCUGUAGCCGGAGUGCUUGACCAGAGCCGAAUGCAGCGGGAGAAGAUGGUUUACAUGGCAGUUAAAGAUUCUUCUCAGGAAGAAGAUGAUAUCAGUUGCGCUGAAAUAGCAGAUGAAGUUUACAUGGAAGUCAUUGUAGGGGAAGAGGAAGGAACUUCUCUCCCUGAGAUUCAGCUUGAGGACUCUGAUGUUAAUAAAACAAUUGUCCCUGUUGUCUGGGCUGCGGCAUAUGGAGAUGAAAGAAGAGUUUCCCGAAGGUAUGAAGAUUGUCAAGCAUCAGGAAAUACUUUGGAUUCAACAUUAGAAAACAGAAGUAGUACAGCAGCACAGUACCUUCAAAUUUGUGAUAGCAUUAAUACAAACAAAGUACUUAAACAGAAAUCCAAGAAGAGGAGAAAGGGAGAAACAAGGCAGUGGCAAACAGCUGUUAUAAUAGGUCCUGAUGGACAGCCCCUGACAGUAUACCCUUGCCAUAUUUGCACAAAAAAGUUUAAAUCCAGGGGAUUCUUAAAAAGACACAUGAAGAAUCAUCCUGAUCAUUUGAUGAGAAAAAAAUAUCAGUGUACAGAUUGUGACUUUACAACUAACAAGAAAGUAAGUUUCCAUAACCACUUAGAAAGCCAUAAGCUUAUAAAUAAAGUUGACAAAACACAUGAAUUUACAGAAUACACGAGAAGAUACAGAGAGGCUAGUCCACUGAGUUCAAAUAAGCUUAUUUUAAGAGACAAGGAGCCGAAGAUGCACAAGUGCAAAUACUGUGACUAUGAAACUGCAGAGCAAGGACUGUUGAACAGACAUUUGCUGGCUGUUCACAGCAAGAAUUUUCCUCAUGUUUGUGUUGAAUGCGGGAAGGGUUUUCGCCAUCCUUCUGAACUCAAGAAACAUAUGAGAACCCAUACUGGUGAGAAGCCAUAUCAAUGUCAGUAUUGUGUCUUCAGGUGUGCAGAUCAAUCAAAUCUGAAAACUCACAUUAAGUCUAAACAUGGAAACAAUUUGCCAUAUAAAUGUGAGCAUUGUCCCCAAGCAUUUGGUGAUGAAAGGGAGCUUCAACGCCAUCUGGAUUUGUUUCAAGGACAUAAGACACACCAGUGUCCUCAUUGUGAUCAUAAGAGCACCAACUCAAGUGACCUUAAGCGGCACAUCAUAUCUGUCCAUACCAAGGAUUUUCCUCACAAAUGUGAGGUCUGUGAUAAAGGUUUUCAUCGUCCUUCUGAGCUCAAAAAGCAUAGUGAUAUUCAUAAGGGUAGGAAGAUUCAUCAGUGUAGGCACUGUGACUUUAAGACAUCAGAUCCAUUCAUUCUUAGUGGUCAUAUCCUUUCAGUUCAUACUAAAGAUCAGUCAUUGAAAUGUAAAAGGUGCAAGAGAGGGUUCAGACAGCAAAAUGAGCUCAAAAAGCAUAUGAAGACCCAUACUGGAAGGAAGAUUUACCAAUGUGAGUAUUGUGAAUACAGCACUACAGAUGCAUCUGGCUUUAAACGACAUGUGAUCUCAAUUCAUACAAAAGACUAUCCACACAGGUGUGAAUUCUGCAAGAAAGGAUUUCGAAGACCAUCAGAAAAAAAUCAGCAUAUUAUGAGGCACCACAAAGAGGCUCUUAUAUAAUUAUAUCAAUAUAAAGAAAGAAGCUAUUUACAAAAUAAGAUAUGCCACUUUGGAGGAAAAUCUGUUUUUUCUGGUUUCAAAGCUUGAUAUUAAACCAUAACUUUACAUUCUUUGUAUUAAAGAUCUUAAAAUAUUUGAAUUGACAGGGGAAUCUCAUAGCCCUUUGAAAAUUACAUAAUGAAUUUAGAAUUGUUUUAGCAAAAACUUAAAUGUCUAUUUAAUAGUAUUAUAUGCAUAAUUAAAUUGCAAAGGGGAAAAGUAAAGACAAAUACCUUAUUGGCUGAUCAUACUAGAGACAAAUGUUUCUGAAAAGAGAACACAUAUUUGAGGAGUUUUAGCAAUGCUUUGCUUUAGCAAGCAAGCCUCACUUUUAUGCAAUUUUAGAAAUGGGGUAGGGAAAUAAAAUACAGUCAUCCAUCAGUCAUUUAGUCAUUGAGCCUUUUUAUAUUGUACCUGGAAAUUGAAUUCCAGAAAAGGAAAAAGUUUUGUGUGUUCAUUCAAAUAAAUUUCACUGAAAAACAGGUUAGAUUGAUUCAGUACUAUUAAAAGAAUUUCAGAGCAGCUAAUAUUUUAUCACAGGAUAGGAUGUUUAAAAUACAGCAUUCUGUGCUGAAAUCUAGGGUAAAGUCUAAGGACUAAACUUCCCUUUUUUUCUGAUGUUCAACUUUAUUGUUCUGUACGGCAUAUAUGACAAAAGUAUAUUUGAGUCAAAUGUGGCUUUCUAAAAUGGAUGCAACUGUAGUGUUGCAAACAAAAUCAGCACUAUAUUUCUUAAUGAUCUAAAGAUUAAACUGAGAGAACACUUUUCUUAAAUAUAAUGUUUAGAGGUUUUUUUAGGGCGUCUUAGCAAGUAUGAUUAUUCUAGUCUUACUUGCUUUAAUGUUUAAAGGUGCAAUUUUAUGCCAUUAUUGAAAUUUUUGAUUUAAAAAAUCUAUAUACCAUGUUAUUAACAUGCAUUUUCAAUAUGAGGCAGUAUUUGUGUGGUAUUUAACAGAACAAUAUACUGCCAAUAGAGUUUGGAGGUGGAUAUUCAGUUUACAGUGUAUAAAUUUAAAAUAUGCAUCCCUUUAACAACGCUUUGUGUUAGCAUGCUGCAAAUCAAAAUGGCGCUUAUAUUAAAAGCUGGUUUAGGGAAAUUUUAAUGAAAACCCUGUUCAUAAAUGUAAUGCAUAUGAUGUGUACUUUUAAGUUUUAGUUGCUUCAUGUUUACAUUCAGCUCUUCAACAUAAUUAAAAUGUAAUUUUACUUCAUGCUAUAUUGUGGCUUUGUGUUUCAAAUAAUGUUCACUUUUCUUUUUUUUUUGCACCAGAUAAGAAUCAGUUACUUGAGAAUAUUUUUGUUAAUCUUUCUUAACUUCAGAAUAUUAAAUUUGGAAAAUCUAAAAUUGUGUGUUAUGUGGCUGUAAAUGAUGUACACGCUGUAAAAUAAGAUUGUCAUUGUUAUGUGGGAUUAUUAUUUCUAAAUGUUACUCAUUGAAAUGAGCAUACAAUAAUAAAAAGCAUUUAUUGCA